Phyllotreta striolata is the source of this 1107-nucleotide messenger RNA. The record is from the annotation of a GenBank genome assembly. NCBI's taxonomy places the organism in Eukaryota, Metazoa, Arthropoda, Insecta, Coleoptera, Chrysomelidae.
AUGCAGGCCAACAUUUACACGCUCCUAAACUACGUCGGGGAAUUCAUAUCGAUAAAUACCACCAAUUUUAAACAUGUGGAAUAUACGCCUCCUUUAUGGAAGCAAAUUUUUUGGUGUAUUUUCUACAGUCUGAUGGUGAUAGUUGCAACCGGUGGCAAUUUGAUCGUCAUAUGGAUUAUAUUAAUGCACAAAAGAAUGAGAACAGUCACGAAUUAUUUUUUACUAAAUCUCUCUAUUGCGGACGCAUUGGUGUCAACAAUCAAUGUAAUAUUCAAUUUCAUAUACAUGUUGUACUCCCAUUGGCCAUUCGGAAUGAUAUAUUGCAAGCUGGCCCAAUUCGUGGCCACUUUGACAAUAUGCGCUUCGGUUCUUUCACUCAUGGCAAUCGCAGUUGAUAGAUACUUGGCUAUAAUAACGCCUCUCAAGCAAAGGAUGAGCCAGAAAUGUACCCUGAUUGUAAUAACGUGGACCUGGAUAUUGGGCGUGGUGGUGGCGUUGCCAAACCUUUGGUUUUUCCGCGCCGAUAAAGUGUCGAGGAAUUCGUGGAGGGUCAGCUGCUACAUGCAAUGGCCGGACGGCGACACCGGCAAGUCGAAGCUGGAAUGCAUCUACAACUUCUCGGUGAUGGUAUUUACCUACGUAAUACCGAUUUCGGCUAUGAUAUUCACUUACAGUCGAAUAGCCGCGGUGUUGUGGGGAUCCCAAUGCAUCGGAGAGAACACCGAGAGGCAAAUGGAGAUAAUCAAAAGUAAAAGAAAAGUGGUGAAGAUGAUGAUGGUGGUUGUGACAAUUUUCGCUAUUUGUUGGCUUCCUUAUCACUUUUACUUCCUCGUUGUAUUCUAUUUUCCGUCGGUUUCGAUAUCUAGCUACAUUCAAGAUUUGUAUCUCUUCAUCUAUUGGCUGGCAAUGAGCAAUUCCAUGUACAAUCCCAUUAUUUACUGUUGGAUGAACGCCAGAUUUCGAUGUGGAUUCUGUAGAGUUUUCUCGUUUCUGCCUUUCGUGAAUUUCAAUCCAGAUUCAAGCGCGCGCAGUAGCUCCAAAAACACCGCAGGUUCGUUUUAUGGAUCAGAUUUGUCUGCGACCAGGAGUAUGCGAAAAAACACUUGA